Messenger RNA from Notothenia coriiceps (black rockcod), 2367 nucleotides. RefSeq names its product WD repeat and FYVE domain-containing protein 3-like. The transcript has 12 exons. Gene Ontology annotation, biological process: aggrephagy. The record is from RefSeq and is a predicted model, not a curated record. Bases 23 to 2341 code for a protein of 772 amino acids. NCBI's taxonomy places the organism in Eukaryota, Metazoa, Chordata, Actinopteri, Perciformes, Nototheniidae.
UGGGAACGCUCCACCCAGCAGCAUGACGGAGAAGUUCACCGACCUGCUGCAGUUCACCACCCAGGUCUCACGGCUCAUGGUGACCGAGAUCAGACGAAGAGCUUCUAAUAAAUCCACAGAGGCAGCCAGUCGAGCCAUAGUCCAGUUCCUGGAGGUGAACCAGAGUGAGGAGGCGAGUCGUGGCUGGAUGCUUCUGACCACCAUCAACCUGCUGGCCUCCUCCGGACAGAAAACAGUGGACUGCAUGACCACCAUGUCCGUACCCUCCACUCUGGUCAAAUGCCUCUACCUGUUCUUCGACCUGCCUCACAUGGUGGAGGCCCAAGUAGCACCACCACCACCCCCACCACCACCACCACCCCCAGGCCAGGAGAAGACCCCCGGCCAGGGCCACACCCAGCAGGAGCUUCCCCUGGCUGACCGCAGGGUGCUGCUACAGAAAGUCUUUGUCCAGAUCCUGGUGAAGCUGUGCACCUUUGUGUCUCCGGCGGAGGAACUGGCCCAAAAGGACGACCUUCAGCUGCUGUUCAGUGCCAUAACCUCCUGGUGCCCCCCCCACAACCUGCCCUGGAGGAGGAGUGCAGGGGAGGUGCUCACCACUAUCUCCCGACACGGCCUGAGCGUCAACGUGGUCAAAUACAUACAUGAGAAGGAAUGCCUGGGCACAUGUGUGCAGAACAUGCAGCAGUCGGAGGAUCUGUCGCCGCUGGAGAUUGUGGAGAUGUUCGCCAUGCUCUCCUGCUUCCUCAAGGACUCCAGCGACGUGUCCCAGACCCUGCUCGACGACUUCAGGAUGUGCCAGGGUUACGCCUUCCUCUGCGAUCUCAUGCUCAGACUGGAACAGGCCAAAGAGGACGAGUCGAAAGAUGCCCUGAAGGAUCACGUGAACCUGGUGACCCGUCUGACCACGUACGGGGUGACGGAGCUGAAGCCCGCCGGCCUGACAACAGGAGCCCCCUUCCUGCUGCCGGGCUUCGUCCUCCCGCAGCCUUCUGGGAAAGGCCACACAGUGCGUAACAUCCAGGCUUUUUCGGUUCUUCAGAAUGCCUUCCUGAAGGCUAAAACGAGCCGCCUAGCCUGUAUGCUGCUGGACGCCAUCGGGAACAUCUACUCAGGUGAGUCGGCCAACUACUUCAUCCUGGAGUCGCAGCACACCCUGUCGCAGUUUGCAGACCGUGUGGCCAAGCUCCCGGAGGCCCAGGCCAAGUACUUUGAGCUGCUGGAGUUCGUGGUGUUCAGCCUGAACUACGUGCCGUGCAAAGAGCUGUUCAGCGUCAGCGUGCUGCUGAAGUCCAGCACAUCACACGCCUGCAGCAUCACGGCAGUGAGAACGCUGCUGAAGCUGUCCCGGCACGACCCCGUGUUCAGCGACGUGCUGCGGGAGGUCGGCCUGCUGGAGGUGCUGGUCAACCUGCUGCACAAGUACGCUGCCUUGCUCAAAGACCCGGCCACGCAGCAGCCACACAACAAUGAUCAAGCUGACUGUAAGAACAACGCGGUGGCAGAGGAGCAGAAGCAGCUGGCCUGGCUGGUGAUGGAGACACUGACUGUGCUCCUGCAGGGCUCCAACACCACCAACACCAAUGCAGCUCUGUUCAGGGAGUUUGGCGGCGCUCGUUGCGUUCACAACAUCGUGAAGUACCGGCAGUGUCGGGAACACGCUCUGCUCAUCAUCCAGCAGCUCGUCCUGUCGCCCAGCGGAGACGACGACAUGGGGACACUGCUCGGCCUCAUGCACUCUGCCCCGUCCAGCGAACUGCAGCUCAAGACCGACAUACUGCGGGCUUUGUUGGCGGUGUUGCGGGAGAGCCACCGCACCCGGACGGUGUUCCGGAAGGUGGGUGGUUUCGUGUAUGUCACCUCUCUGCUGGUGGCGAUGGAGCGCUCCUUGUGCCAGCCGCCGCGGCACGGCUGGGAGCGUGUAAACCAGAACCAGGUCUUCGAGCUGCUGCACACCGUGAUCAGCACGCUAACCGCCGCCAUGCGCUACGAGCCCGCAAACUCACACUUCUUCCGCACGGAGAUCCAGUACGAGAAGCUGGCCGAUGCUGUGAGGCUGCUGGGCUGCUUCUCGGACACUAAGAAGCUGGGUCCCACAGCCGUGUUCCCCUCCAAUGCUCAGCCUUUCCAGAGGCUGCUGGAGGACGAGGCGGCGCCCGGAGGCUGCGCGGGGGACAGCGUCUGUCCCACGCUCAAACACUGCAGCAAGCUCUUCAUCUACCUGUACAAAAUGGCCACCGACUCCUUCGACAGUCGUGCGGAGCAGGUGCCUCCCUGCCUGACUCACGAGACCUCGCUGCCCUCGCCGUGGGGCACACCAGCACUCGCCAGGAAGAGGUAGCUACAGCGCUCUGCCACUUUCCUCAC